Molecule: messenger RNA, 786 nt
Organism: Candidula unifasciata
Lineage: Eukaryota; Metazoa; Mollusca; Gastropoda; Stylommatophora; Geomitridae
Source: the annotation of a GenBank genome assembly
AUGAGUAGAUUGUUCAAAUACGAUGUUGCAACAUUAAUCAGACUCGUUGAAAGUUAUCCCUGUAUAUGGGAUAAAACAGCUGAUUGUUAUAAAGAUAAAAUCGAAAAACUAAAGGCGUGGUCAGAAGUUUAUGCAUUUUUAGAAGAAGAUUUUACACAAAAAGACAAGAAAGAACAACAAAAAAUAGGUGAAGCAAUUACUGGAAAAUGGCAAAACAUCCGUGACUCCUUUGUGAAGUCUCUAAAGAAAAAAUCUGGUCAAGCCACCAAGAAGAAGUAUUUAUAUCAUGAUAAUCUCACAUUUUUGUUAAAAGUAGUGCAUUCAGAUGACACAGAGUAUGAUAACCUCACAUUUUCAUUAAAAGUGGAGCAAUCAGAGGACACCGAGUCAAGUAUAGAUGGUCCCCAGCAAGAACAGCUAAAUGAAACCCAUGGUGAAGAAGAAGCAGAGGCAGAAAUAGAAGUGCAAGCACAGAGGAAUGUUGGUGCAAGACCUAGAGAAUCAUGGAAUCCAGCAAAAAAGCCUAGACUGCAAGAGGAUAUCAAUACAACAGAUUUAGCAGCCCUGAAAAAUACAAUUGAUGAGGAUGAGGCAUUUUUUAUUUCCGUUAUUCCUUCUGUACGAAAAAUGUCAGAGGAAGAUAAACUGGACUUUCGAAUCAAUGUGUUAAAGGUAAUACAAGACAUCAACAGGCGGAAAAACAACCACCCACAACUCACCCCAUUUUCUGCAACACUUUCUUCAGCAGCAGUGUCUAUGAAAAUGUCCCAAGACUCUUUACCAUAG